AUGAAAUUGUUGCGGCUUACGCGAAAGAUCCGGAUUACGCGGACAUUGUUGCCUAUCUGCGCGCUCCCAGUGAUGCUGCACUGGGACCUCUUUCGCGAACAAAGCGUGAAACACAUUCAACGAUAUAGUAUAGAUGGUAAUUUGCUGUUGCACAGCAUCGAUAAAUUCGAUGCACCUCGAACGGUGAUUGCGAAUGACUUGAUUUUGCGUGCUCGCAUCAUCCAUGAGUACCAUGAUGCCCCAAUUGGCGGUCAUCUGGGUCGCGAAAAGACAUUCGCGGCUGUCUCACGUGACUUCUUCUGGCCCCACAUGUACAAGUGGGUUCGCAACUGGGUUCGCACCUGCGAAAUAUGUCAGCGCGUGAAGCCAUCUCCAUCGUCGCUGGCACCCCUGCGACCCCUGCCAAUUGCAGCUGAGGCUUGGCGCUCAGUUUCAAUGGACUAUAUCUUCGGGCUUGCACCAUAUGGCCAAAUUGGAACGGGUAUUCUGGUCUUUGUGGACAGUUUCAGCAAAAUGACACAUCUGGUGCCUGUUCAUGCAACGAUCACCGCUGCUGUGACCGCGGUGCACUUCAUUUACACUGUGUUUCACCAUCGCGGUCUACCAGACAACAUUAUCUCGGACCGUGAUUUUUGUUUCACAUCUGCUAUUUUGACGUCAUUGUUCGAGUUCCUUGGUACAAAGCUGCAAAUGUCGACAGCAGCCCAUCCGGAAACGGAUGGGCAAAAAAGAGAGGGUUAA
Molecule: messenger RNA, 741 nt
Organism: Peronospora matthiolae
Lineage: Eukaryota; Oomycota; Peronosporomycetes; Peronosporales; Peronosporaceae
Source: the annotation of a GenBank genome assembly